Molecule: messenger RNA, 381 nt
Organism: Gastrolobium bilobum
Lineage: Eukaryota; Viridiplantae; Streptophyta; Magnoliopsida; Fabales; Fabaceae
Exons: 2
Coding region: 1-381 (126 amino acids)
Source: RefSeq, a predicted model, not a curated record
AUGCCUUCGUAUGCAAAGUUCCUGAUGGAGACAUUAUCUAAUAAGCGGAAGCUCACAGAGGAUGAACCUGUGACACUAACAGAGGAGUGCAGUGCAAUCAUACAGAAAAACAUGCCUCCAAAAGUGAAGGAUCCAGGGAGCUUCAGUAUUCCAUGCACCAUCGGUAAGACGACUAUAGAGAAAGUCUUAUGCGAUCUUGGUGCCAGCAUAAAUGUGAUGCCCCUCAGCCUUAUGAAAAAACUGGGAAUUAAUGAAGUAAAGCCAACAAGGAUGAAGGUUCAACUGGCUGACCGCUCAAUAAAGCAAGAACAUGGUCUUUUAACUGGAAGUCAAUUACCCUUGUCUUUGCAUAGGGUUGACCUUCAACAGUAUGCUCUUUGA